Molecule: messenger RNA, 17214 nt
Organism: Lymnaea stagnalis (great pond snail)
Lineage: Eukaryota; Metazoa; Mollusca; Gastropoda; Lymnaeidae
Source: the annotation of a GenBank genome assembly
GUUAAAAGAUGGCUGGACUUCAGUGACUGUAUAAUGUAUAUUCUUUGAGCUCAUUCAGGUUUUAUUCUUGUUUUGAAAAAAACCUCUAUAAUAAUAAAUAUAAAAUGAGGGCUAAAGUUAGCUAUAUAUUAGUUUGGCCUAAUUUUAUAGCCUACUUCAUAUAACUAAUAAAAUAGAUAGGCUUAGAUUAGGCUUCAAACUAGCUAACUAGGGCUUCGGCUUAGGCUUAGGCUUACUUUUACUAAGGACAGAUCAAGCCACUUUUUACUUGCUACUUUAACUUUUAUUUUUAACUUUACCCAGUAUUCUCAAAGUUGAUGGCAAUGGUUUUGUUUGAUUUUUUCUACAUCACAACUUUUAGACCUUAAAAAUAAAGGACAGGGCCUAGCUUAGACUCAGACCUGUUUACUCUUACGAUUUUGGGUACAAUGUACGAUUUUGAGGUUAUAAAUUAUAUAUACUACAUGCUUAUUUUUUACUAUUAAGAUAAUGUAUUGAACAAUUUUGUGAUGAUAUUGUACGAUUUUAAGAGUUUGAGUGUAAACAGGUCUGUAGACUUAGACAAAUUAUAAUUUUUUGUAAUACAUUAUAAUACAAUAUUACUAUUAAUUAUUAAUAAUAAUAUUACUACUACUCACAGACUACUGACUACUGCUUGUAUUAUUAGUUAGAGCUGUCGAAUAGGCACUGGAACCGCUGGGGCAGGGGCUUCGGAUAUUUAACUUUUUAAGGUCCUAAGCCCAAAGUUGUGAUAUGGCAUGGAAUGGAAAAAAAAAUGUUUUGAAUGCAGGGGGUCCAAAACCAAACAGAAACAGUAGCAAGGGGCCUCAAAAAGUCAUGUGACGGCUCAGCUACUACUACUAGUUGAGCUGGUAAAGUCCUAGGUCAGGUAGUUAAAGCCUGCUUACCAUCCAAAAUACAUUUUUCAAGUCCUUUAUGAACGACACACUAAUUAAUAACCACUAGUCCUAUUAGUAUUAACUAUAGACUAUAGUGUAGGGACCUCGGUAUUGACCGGAAAUACCUAAAAAACGGGUAUCGUAAUUUCGUUGUCAAAAUGGCUACCUCCACUUUUUAAUUUACUGAGGGUAUCAUUGUUUCGCCUUUUAUAGUCGAUUAUAUGCACAAUAAUAAAUUCUACGUCUGCCAAAUACUUAAAGCCGACAUCUUGCUUGUUGUAUAGAGAGUUCGUUUGAUUUUUUUUUUCAAGGCUAAAGCUUUUAAAAUUGAAAUUAAAAAUAGGGAAACUUCACUCAUCAAUAACUUUUAAAAAAAAAAAUGGUUUCUUUAAUUAAAAAGGGUUUCUUUAAGUUAUAGGGUCAUUUAUAACAUAUCCAAAAUUCAUGAGUGUAGACCAUCGGCAGGCUUCAAAAACUAAAAUCUAAGAGGUCAUGUUUUUAGGCUAUGUAAUUUGUCAUCAUGGCCACCAUGCUUGUCUGCUUAUUUGAUAGCAGCCGUGGGGUAGUUAAAAAUUCAUUAAAUUUGUUUUACAGAAUAUAAAUGUGAAAUAUAAAUAUUAAUAAAUCAGUUAAAUAAAUAAAACAAUGUUUUAUAACAUAAACAAUUAUUAUUGGCUUAUGAAAUAUCAGUGUUUUUAAAAUUUAGGGGUUGUUUGCCAUGGACUUGGGAUUGAUAAUCACUUGUAUUUGAUUUUGAUUUAGAAUAGGCUUAGUUAAAAUAUAAUAUUAUAAUAGUAGUAAUGAUUUGGUGAGUGCGAUAAAUAGCUUAAUAAAUAAUACAUUAUAUUAGUUUAUAUAUUAUUAUAUGAAAAUAUAUAGGCCUAUAUAUUAUAUAUAUAUAUAUAUCUUUAUAUGUAUAUAUAUAUAUAUAUAUAUAUAUAUAUAUAUAUCUCUUUAUAUAUAUAUAUAUAUAUAUAUAUAAUAUAUAUAUAUAUAUAAUAUAUAUAUAUAUAUAUAUCUUUAUAUGUAUAUAUAUAUAUAUAUAUAUAUAUAUAUAUAUAUCUCUUUAUAUGUAUAUAUAUAUAUUUAUUUAAUAUAUAUAUAUAUAGAAUAUAGGCCUAUGAGCUCAGCAUAAUAUAUAGUAUAGUCCUAACUCCAACCAAAUUUAUUAUUUGUAGGGCUUAUUGUAAAAAGGUAUAUGUAAUGAAAUUUUACGCUAUAUAAUCAUAUUAUGAUUCUGAAGGCAUAAAAUAAGUAAAAAUGUAAAAAAUGUUCACUUACCUUUGGUAUUGAAAUUUCCUAUAUUUAAUCACAUAUCACAAAUAUUCCACAAGAAAGAGAAUUAUAGUAUAAUCCUAAUUAUUUGCUUAGAAAAAACACACUUUCUGCAACAAUAAUCAAGGAUUUCUUAAGAUAUUAUUAAAGAACAAUCAUACAAACUUGUACUUACCUCAAGGAAAUGACUAUAAAUUAUUUUAAUUUUUAUCAACCGCAAAAGUUUUAAUCUUACAAUUCAUGUUGAUUUGUGAAGCAACAUAUGACUAACUUAAAAUAAAUGACAUACUAAUUUUUUGUCAUAUUCAUGUAGGACUAAAAUACAUUUAUAGAAAAUGGUAAAAUAAAAUGUGUACGGGUAAUCAUCAAUUUUAACUAAAUGAAACAAAUAAUCAAUUUAUUAUUUAUUUAUACUUAUAAAUGUUAAACAAUUCCUCUGAAAAUGUAAAAUUAAUAUGUCAAGAAUAUUAUGAUUAUAAGUUUUGGGAAAUUUAAAAAAAAAAUAUUUAAACAUUUUUAAUAGGAAAAAAAUAUUUUUUUUCCCUAAAUUUUUGUGGCAUAUUAACAAAAGCUAACUUACAUUUUGUCGCUUUAUUUAGAAGUACUCUUAGUUAACUAUGUUCCCUGUAAGUAUUAAAUUUUGGUCUCAUUUUAUAAUAAAGUGAUAGGCAUUUAUUGAAAGGCAAAAUGAGGUUCAAAAAUGUGGAGGAAAAUCACAUAGUGAAAAAGUGGUUUUGAGGUCCCUACAAAAAAUUCAUAACUUUUUAUCCACUUGAGCUAGAAAGUUGAUCUUGGUGUUUUUGUAAUCUAUUCUCCAGGCUCUAUACAGCUGUAGUAUUGUUAUAUUUUUAAAAAUGUUUUGAAAUUUUCAUCAAAGUACCUACUAUAGUGUCUAUAAGCCAGAUAAUAUCUAAUACUGUCUAGGCCAGGGGUCGGGAACCUUUUUGUCUGACAGAGCCAUGGACACCACAUAUUUUGAAAAGUAAUUCUGUGAGAGCCAUACAUUAUAUUUAAAACUAAAAAUUCAAGUAAAUGUGUGCAUUUUGUGUAAUUUCAACACUAAAAAUGCAAUAAUUAUGUCUCUGAAUUCUUUUUAAUAACAUUGUUAUGCUGUUUCUAAUCAAUAAUGAGUAUUUCUUACCAUUAAUGCGACUUUUUUUUAUUAAUCGAACAUAUGUCUGCGAGCCAGAUCCAGCCAUCAAUAGAGUCACAUCUUGCUCGUGAGCCAUAGGUUCCCGACCCCAGGUCUAGGCCUAUAGUAUAAAAGGCCUAUUUUAUUCUAUAACAGUGGUUUCCAUAUAUGUACUUGUAGCAGAGCCCUAAGCCUAAGCAUGCACGUCUAUUGGGCUCUUCUGCCACUACCCCCCUCCCCUCUAACUACUCCUAAAGAUAAUAAACUUGUAAAACAUCAUAAGGUGAUUUUGAAAGGAAAAGGUUUCCAGAACUCAAAAAGGUUGGGAACCACUGGUCUAUAGGCUACAUACCUACAUUUUACAAGUUGUAGUAACACAUAAUUCAUAAUUAAAAUACAGAGUAAAAAGACUUGUGAGACAGGUGGAACAUAUUUCAACAACCUACUGUCGACAUGGACAUACCAAAUGAGAAAGAGCAAGCUGUAGAUGGUAAACAUGACAAUUCUCUUAAUACUUAUAGAAUUCUUUGUCUCUAAAAGGGGCUGGCAAUUUUUAGGACAAUAAUUAAAGAUAUAUGGAUAAUUACUUUUAACACAGUUAAUAUAUAUUCGCAUUUAGAUCGCAACAUUAGAAAAGUUGCACCAUUAGUUAUGAUGAGUUAUCAAAGUGGAUAUUUGUGGUUGACUUGAAGAUAGGUCACACCAUAAAUUUGGGUUGGUACAAGGCCCAUUUUAAUGUACAUAUAAAUAAUAUUUGUUAAACAGACGUAGAAACAAAAAUGUUUCCAUAAUAACUUAAAAACUGAAAAGCCAGCAUGAACUAUUUGAUAUUUUAUUAAACAUAAAAAUGGCUUGCCCUAUGCUUGUGCAAUGGUAAAAAAUGGUCCUAUGACUUUUUGUAUAAAUGAACACUUCACAUCAGAAAACAGUAAAUUUUAUCAAAAUUUUGGUUAAAAAAUACGUAUAUGCUGCAAGUGUAUGUUAGAGACAAAAAAGUAAGUAGGCCAAUUUUAUCCUUUGAAAGGAAGCAAUAUUUUGGAGUUAUGUCCUAAAAAUCAUUUGUGAAAAGCACUUUGGUUGAGACAGAAUAUAUAAUAAUUAAGCAACUAAAUGUGGAGGUGAGAGAAAGAAGCUCCUAUAAAUUUUAAAUUCUUUGAAUUUAAUUUCUCAAACAAUAAGAAUAUUAAAAAUUUUAAUAAAAUUUCUAUAAGUUAAGUAUAAGUAUAUAUUGGUGAAUUUUAGCCACAAUUAUUUUUUUGCCUGGCAGAAUUGGAUGGCUUCAAAAAAGAUGUCAAAGAUAAAUUCAAGAAACUCUUUUGUAUUUCGGGGUAAGGAUUUAUGAUUAUUUUUGUUUCAAAUGGAAGAGAAUUUUAAAAAGUUGAUAGCAUGAAAUACUUUGAAUUAUUCUGUAGGAGUAGUCAUUGUCUUAACAAGUCUACAAGAUAAAUAUACUGCUUUCUGUAUCUGGCUGCUGUCUAAAUAGACAUUAAUAUUCAUAUGUAAAAUAAUUUGCUGUACCGUUUUCAUGGAUUGUAAACGUGCACCACAGAAUUAUGUGAGGGCAUGUUUUGGUAUUAUACUUUUGUUUUUAUAAUGCGCCUUUUUUUCUCAACUUCUGUUUUUAACGAUAAUAUAGAGCGCUUCCUGCUCUACAUUGAGAAUGUUGAGCUACCUUGACAUUAUUGAGAUGUUGAAAAACAUUAAGUUUUAUAUUUGAUUUCAAUUCAUCUGUUGUUAAUAUUGAAAUUUCCGUCGAGGAAGGCAUCUAGCCAAUUCAUCAGUUUAAUUGUUCUGACUUUUUUUCAAGCCUACACUAAUAAUAAUAAUAAAGUUAAUUUAAAAAACAUGCUUCAUCCCCAAAAGCUCGAAGUGCGGUACAAAAUCAACCAUAUUAAAAAGAGAAAUAAAAAACAAUCUAAAAUUUACCCCAUUUAAAAAACAGACGCAACAAUAUAAAACUACAUACGAGCAUACAAGUCAAAGUCUUUCAUCCCAUUUCAACCAUAAGAAACACAAGCCAAUAUACCUUAACUGGAAAAAGAUGGUAGAUAGCAUCACACCAGAAAGUGUUUGCGAAAUAGCUGUGUUUUAAAUCAGUUUUAAAGGAGUCCAGUGUCUGGCUGUUUCUGAGAGCGACUGGAAGUGCGUUCCAAAUUGUUGGGCCAGCAAAUGCAAAAGUGCGCUUUCCGUAAGUCUCAUGGCGAACACACGAUAUCAAUAUUUUGCCACUAUCUGAUGAGUGGAGCUGUCCAGUGUGUACAUAAGGCAUCAUGAGUGCUUUGAGAUAGAACGGCGCCAGGUCAUGUAAGCAGCGGUAGCACAAAGUUGCAAUUUAGUACUCUAUGUGAACACAGAACGGCAGCCAGUGCAGCUCUCUCAGAAGUGUUUUAGCAUGGUCGAAUUUGCAUUUGCAAAGAACAAUGCGAGCUGUAUUAUUCUGUGCUCUUUGAAUUUUAUCCAGGAGCGUAGCUGGGAGACUCACAAUGAGAGCAAUGCAGUAGUCCAUGCGUGAUAACACAAUUGCAGACAGCAGCCUCUUUGAUGCUUCGAACGUUAAGAAAAGUCGGAUAUGACUAAUCCUGCGCAGCUCUAGAAAAAUCGCCUUGUAAAGCAUGUUAAUGUGAUUUUCCAUAGUUAGUGAUCUGUCUAAGUAGACACCCAGGUUUUGCACUGUUUGAGCAAACUCAAUCUGCAUACCUGAGAGAGUAACUGAUGUUGUGUUUUUUUACAGAUUUUUGUUUCUGAGCAAUGGCAAUGGGGAUCAGCUUAGUCUUUUCAUCAUUCAAUUUGAGCUUGUUUAUGGUCAUCCAGUGUUUAAUUGACUGGACUGUCUUCUGUGUCGUACUAAGAAGUUGAUCAUGGAUUGAUGAAGUUUUGUAUCGUCCGCGAACAUGUGAUACAGCAUGUCAAACUGUUUGAUCACUGCACCCAGUGGCUGAACGUACAUAGUGAAAAGCACCGGGCCUAGGACCGAGCCCUGGGGUACUCCGAAUUCAAUUAUAGAUUGCUUCGAGGUCAAGCCUCUUUACUUCAUCUGGCUUGAAGGCAGUCUCUUAUGUACAUGAUUAUAGAUUUUACCAUGGUGGGAGUGUGCAUCUAACAUAUUUGGGGGUUGGGAUCCAAAGGACACAACUGUUUAUUAAAUACUACAGAUUUAAAAAAAAUUUCCCAAUCCAGUCCUGUACCCCAUGUACACAAAAUAGACAUAAUAAUAGUUUGAGCUUCUUUGUGCUCUGUACACUUGCUUACAAAAUAAGUAAUCUUUAUAUAGUUUCUUAAGUCCUGUUUGAAAUACUCCAUCAGUCCUCUCUAUACCUUUCUGGGACAUCUCUAGUGUUUAGGUUCACUCUGUCUACCUUUAACUUCACUGACUAAUCUCUCCUGUGUUCACUGAAUAAUCUCUCCUGUGUUCACAGACUAAUCUCUCCUGUGUUCACUGACUUAUCUCGCCUGUGUUCACUGACUAAAAUCUGCUGUGUUCACCAACUAAUCUCUCAUGUGUUUUGCUAGCUAAUCUCUCCAGUGUUCCCUGAAUAAUCUCUCCUGUGUUCACUGACUAAUCUCUCCUGCGUUCACUGACUAAUCUCGCCUGUGUUCACUGACUAAUCUCUCCUGUGUUCACUUUAAUUAUUCUGUGUAAUCCUCUACAUUUAUUUAGUUCAACCAACAUCACCCAAGAAGAUCUUAUGUUCACUGAUUGUCCCUCUAUACCUUUGAGAAUUAACUAUACACAUCCAGUUGCCUGUUUCGUCUUUUCAAUAUCAGCAUAUAAAAUAUUAGAAAUAAUAAACAUGAUAAUUUUUAAAAUAAAAGUAAUGAAAUUUGUCAUUUUAAAAAAAAACUCUCAGCAUAUAGAACAUUUGAAAUAAUAAACAUGAUAUUUUUGUUAUUAAAUUAAUGAAAUAUUUCAUUUUCUCCAGAAAGAGCAAGUCAUUUGAGACCCCACGGACAGAGUCUUUCAAGGAGUUUUCAGAAACUAAAACUGCUUUAGUGUCCUCUAAACACAGCGACCAUCCAGAAGUUCACAAAACUAAAACAGCUUCAGCGCCAGCACCUUACAAAUCUAAAGACCAGAACCAUGAAAACACAGACAUUUAUAAUUUUAAUUACCCUAAACGGGGUCUAGCCAUAAUUAUAAAUAAUGAAGAUUUCAGUAAAACUAAAGAUUUCAGUGAUAGACCUGGGUCAUCAAGAGAUGCGGAGACACUCUACGACACCUUCACUCGCUUGAGUUUCGAUGUGGUUACAUACAGAGACCUAACUGCUAAACAGAUGCAAGCUCUCCUUCAGUUAGGUGAAGUGAUUCAUUUCAUCUAUGCCAUGUUCCAUUAAAGUGCUUCUCUAAUUUCUUUUUGACUCUGCUUUAUUGAGGUCAAAGUAACCGCAGUGUAACAGGUGAAGCAUGUCUUCUUGAAGCUCGUUUUCUUUCGUCAUAUUAUUUCAAGUAUUUCACAAUUGUAGAUAUUGCCUGUAAUUGUCUAUUAUUUUAUUAAAUAGUUGGGGCUCGUUCAUACCUUUAUAUGAUUUUGAAAAUUUAAUCUGUGUUAAGAUUUGGCUUGUUAAAUAAACAAUUUGUAACUAAGAAUUGAAAAAAAAAAACAGUAUGCAAAGAAAAAGGAUACCAAAGCUAGUAAUACCAACAAUAUUUAAUUUAAUAAUACUAUUUCUGUAAUAAUAAACAUUAUAAUAAUAACAUUUCUGUAAAAAUACAAAUUCAGAUAUACAGAAAAAAAAAUCUAUAUGAACAUACACCACAGUAGGUGAAAAUGUACAAUCCUCAAAAGAUACAAAUAUGUAUUUACACACACAUAAAGAAUACAAUCUCACAAGUAUAUUAUGUCUUGUAAAUUUCUAGUAAUAUUAGCAAAAAAUCUUUCUCUGCUAGGAAAGCUGCCGGCCUAUAAAUAUGGAUUAAAUCAGAACCAUCCAGAAAAGAAAUUGUAAAUUUAUAUUACUAAAAGAUUCUUAAAAUUCUUGAAAACUGUUAUGUUGGUCGCAUGCUUUCAUCUUUUUUUUUCUUUUAUCUAGGAUGCUCCAUGAACCCGUAGGGUGUUGCAAAACUUUGUAACCACCGUAGAAGAUGUUAGCUGUUGAUAGUAUUGUGCAGUGUUCUUGUUUUGACUUGAUUGACAGACAUUAAAAAAAAGUUAAAACAUACAAAAGCAAAAGCUGUUUCAGACUUUCACAGUUUUGUAAAAUCUUCAAAUGUUGAAUUUCAUUAGACUUAUAUUUAUCUGUCUUUUAGCUACUAAAAAAUAUGAUCACUCCAAUGCGGAUUGCUUUGUUUGUACCGUAUUGACUCACGGAGAUCAAACCUGGGUAGAGCGGGAGUACAAGAGGACUCGGAUAAAAGAGAGGCGGGAUUUGCUCUUUGGUGUUGAUGGGGAAGCCGUGCCUACAAAGUUGGUCAUAGAAUCUUUUAAUGACGACAACUGCCCUGGCCUUGCAGGAAAACCACGUUUAUUUUUUUUCCAGGUAAGUUAUAAGUGUUUUGAUCUUAUUGUUAGACACAGAAUUGUACAAUGACAGUAUCAAUCAUCUUUUAUCAAUGACAAUUUAACUAGACACAGAACUGUACAAUAACAGUAUCAAUCAUCUUUUAUCAAUGACAAUUUAACUCGACACAGAAUUGUACAAAAACGUUUCAAUCAGCUAAUCAAGCUUGCUGCUGAUAACAAAUUUCUCUCAAUUUGCAAGGCUUGCAGGGGUACAAAACUUGAUGACGGUCUUGAUAUCAAUGUGACGGUGUCACGUACAAACAACAUUAAAAUAGGCCUGGGCGAAGAUGGCACAGAUCAUUCAAGUAGCACAGAUAAACCUGGAGAACCUUUUUCCAGCAGUGUUGACCCACCCAAGUAUCAUCAAAAACUAGGAAUGGAUCAUGAUAGGACAGAUGCAAAGCCCAGUGUUCAGGAGCAAAGUAGUGGACAGGAUGAAACAGAAUACUCAUCUUUCAGGCUUCGGGAUCUGCCCACAAGCCCUGCUCCUCUGUACAAAGAUUGCCUUGUCAUGUAUGCCACUCCUCCAGGUAAAACAGAUACCGGUAUUUAGAGCAUGUUAAGAUAGUUUAACUUUGCCAUCACCAUCAGAUUAUGGCUUUCUGGAAUAUUGGUUUCAACAUAGAUGAACAGCAAGCCAAUUCUGUAUUCUGAUGUCCAGCCUUAAACUUAAACCCAAAUAUACGAAAUAUUAUAUUUAUUUUAACUUUUUGCAUCACUCCUAAGUAGCUGUCCUUGACUAAGAGAGUUAGUAUUUGGAUCCAACCUUUUAUCUGAAAUCUAAUGACAGAGUGCAAGUUUUGUCAUCUAGAACCGAAAUAUGUAAUAAUAACUAUUCCUAUAUUCUCAUUGGAUUGAAAUAAAAUAAGUUAGAAUCAAGAAGUAAAAGUCAUCAAGCAGAUACAUACUGAUGUUCACAAAGCCUUGAUGUUAAACUACAUUGUGACCAAUUUAUCUUUGGAUGUCAUGACAUUAGAGAUAUUAGACUACAUUGUGACCAAUUUAUCUUUGGAUGUCAUGACAUUAGAGAUGUUAGACUACAUUGUGACCAAUUUAUCUUUGGAUGUCAUGACAUUAGAGAGGGUAGACUACAUUGUGACCAAUUUAUCUUUGGAUGUCAUGACAUUAGAGAUGUUAGACUAUAUUGUGACCAAUUUAUCUUUGGAUGUCAUGACAUUAGAGGUGGUAGACUACAUUGUGACCAAUUUAUCUUUGGAUGUCAUGACAUUAGAUGUGGUAGACUACAUUGUGACCAAUUUAUCUUUGGAUGUCAUGACAUUAGAGAGGGUAGACUACAUUGUGACCAAUUUAUCUUUGGAUGUCAUGACAUUAGAGAUAUUCUGAUAGUGUAACAAAAUGAGCAUCUACUUGUUGAUGGCAGGUGAACUCCAUCGUAACUGACGUAACUUUCAGAAAAAAUAGUUUCAAUUUGCAUCCACUAUAAAUGAAAAAUGCCAUUUAGUGUGUUUAAUUUAACUCUACAUGGUUUUGGGUCUUAAGCUGGUAGAGUGUAAAACAAUAGUAUUUAUAAAUAUAUAUUAUAUAUGUAUAAACAUAAGAAUAAAAAUACAGUGGAACCUCUCAUAACAAGUUUAAUUCGUUCCAGACUCUUACUCGUUAAGUGAAACACUCGUUAAACGAAACAAUUUUCCAAUACAAAUCAAUGUAAAAUAUGAUAAUGCGUUCCAUGCUGAAAAAAUACUUAUUUUUCAAAAAAUUGUAUUAACAUUAUUCAAAUAAAAUUACUUAUGAAUUGUUAAGGAGUGUAACAACUUGGAAUGCAAUUUAGAUUUGAAACAAAAAACGUAAAUAAAAAUAUGUAUUUAUGACAAAUACUUAAUCCUUUUUAACUAGAAAACUGUCUAACGACAUUUGUUUUUGCAGACGCUUCAAAAUUUGACGAAAAUGUGUCACAGCAUUAUCAUUGAAUAAAUUUGUAGCUCGAAUAGCCACCUCCUUAUUAGGGUAAUGCUUCACAAUGUACGAUGCAACAGUUUCCCUUCCCUUUAAAGCAUCCAUCUCCUUAAUUUUGUUUUUGUUCUUGAGAAUAGUGCAGAUCGUUGAUGUUGACCCAUUGUAUGUGCGCACUAGAUUAGCCAUUAGAACCUUGUUCUCGCUUUUCAAUGAUUUUACUUUUCAUUUCAACGGUUAAUUUUUUUCUCUCUUAUGAUUGUCUUCUUGUGGUUUUUUCUUCGAAGACAUUUUAUCCCAGGUUAUUACACUUAGCACAUAAAAGAAUUACGAAUACUGUCUGAAUACAAAAUUUGUAAAAACUGGUAUUCACACACGAAAACAAUACACUAACAGACGAAAUCUCGGCUCACAAAUGAAUGUCAGGAAAAAGGGACUGCCCCUUUCUGCGUAACUCCUUAUUCGAAAUAUCGCUCGUUAAGGGAGCAAAUUCUUCACAUUUUUUUUGCUUGUUAUUUGAAUUACUCGUUAUGAGAGGUGCUCGUUAUGAGAGGUUCCACUGUAAUACAUUUUGGAAUUGAGACUGAUGAAAAACACGAAGAAGCCAUCAUUAUGUGCAUUACAAUUGUUUUUGUUUACUUCAAAUAACAUGAAAGUAACCCCCCCAAAAAUCAUCCAGAGAAAGCUGUGUAUACUCAUGUAAUUAUUUAUUAACAUCGAGGGUUUUAAAAAUGAUUAUUAUGUGAGUAAAAGACUUAAAAACUAAUAAAUAUACAAUAUAAUGUAGAAGACAGGUAGUCUCUUCUCGUGUCUAUUUCUAAUGAACAUUUACAAAAAUAGAUGUCUGUCGCUUGGAAAGAAAUAUGUUGUCACCUUGUAUUCUUCAUGCAUCUGCUCUUAAUGUCAAUGAACAAGUUUGCUUUAGUGAGCCGUCUGGUAACUGGUAUUAAAUAUUAUCUCUGAUGAUCUAAAAAUAGAUUUCAACUGCUGCUACACCGUAUAAAAAAUUAAAAUCUGACUUUUUUAUGUGGAACUGUUUUGAAGACAUUUUGUAAGAACAUAAACUGGUGACCUAAUUUUUCAAUGGUGACGUCGGUUUAUUACUUUUUUCGUCAGUGUUUUCUAUAAUUGAAUGAAUUUACUUAGAGAAAAUGAUAAAAAUCUCUCAUGACCCAUGUAAAAACCGACCACUCCACCCUUUAGCCUUGUAAUAUUCCCCAAAAAAUUCAGCUUUUUGUCAAUUAUAUACAACACAUCUCAAACUAUUGAAAUUUUCACAGCGCAGAAUUCGUAAAAAAAAGAAACAAAUCAAUGGAUCAUGUUAUAUUAAAAAAGAGAUGAAGAAAUAUAGAAAUAUAAGAUGACCCCUAAUGACUGGUACUUUGCUGUUAUGGUACAAAUUAGUUAAAAUCCUAUAAUAAAAAUACCUGACCAUAAAUUAUAUUAUCUGGAUGGCAUUUUCUGAUAACCCAAGGAUGAUCUAACUAUUCAUGAUUAUAGGUCACUUAGACUGAUUACUGUUAAUUAAAUUGGUUCAACCCAACUCUCUAAAAAUGUACACACACUGUUUUUAACCACAUUUUGAACAGAUGCAUCAUAAAUAAAUUGUCCUAUAAAUAAAUUUUAUCUUGUCCAAUGCAUACAUUUUAAUAUUUCCAUUACCGUUUAACUUGUUAAAUGCAUACCUUUCAACUCGUCCUAUGCAUAACUUUAAAUUUAUCCAAUACGUAUUUAAAACUAGAAUUUUUUGCUCCAUCAAACCAAGGCUUUCUUUCAUGGCGUCGAGAAAACGGUUCGUGGUUUAUUCAGUCUCUGUGUAAAGUGUUAGACAGCGCCGGCAUCAGAUCUGGCACAAUGCCUUUGGUCAAGGCUUUGGCUCAAGUCUCAGGAUACGUUGGCAAAUAUUAUGAGUCGUAUUUGCCAGAAGAGCCAGACCAACACGCCAAGAAGGAAUCUCCCGUGUUAUAUUCAAUGCUGAUCAAAGACGUUUUUCUCAAAAAGAAGUCGGAAGAGUCAACCCAGAACUUUUUUUUUGCAAAGAGUUCGUCAUGAUUAAUUCAAUGCAUGGCUUAAUUUAUCAAAGGUUGGAUCCUAGGUUUUAUAAAAGUAAAAUAAAAUAAAUGGUUUACCAUUUAAGGACAUUUAAGUUUAAGGCAUAAGUCAAAAUUUCAUUUAAUAAUCUAGUAUAAAAUUCAAAUUAAUUAAAAUUAUUUUAAAUUUUAGAAAACAUUCUAAAAAUCAUAUUGUGAUCUUUCUCGUCUUACCCAUUUCAGGUCAUUUUGCUUGGAGAAGAAAAACUGGGGCUUGGUUUGUUCAAUCUCUUUGUAUGAUUCUAAAUAAUUCUGGAAUUGGUCAGUGGUCUUUGGUCAAAGCUUUGGUUCUGGUCAACAAAAAUGUUGCUUUGUUCUAUCAGUCUGACAACCCCAAUAGACCCAGCAUGGACAUGAAGAAAGAGAUGCCUGUCUUCCAGACCAUGCUGGUCAAGGACAUCUACUUGACACCCAAACAUUAAUUUCAUUGUUUUUAAAACCACACAUUCUUCAGUCAUUGGGGAAAUUAAUAUAAAUGAUAUAAAUAACGAAAGAGAGUGAGAGAGAGAAGAUAAAAUUAAUUCAAGUGAUAAAUAGAUCAGUUAUCCAUGAUAUUUGAUGCUUCCAAUCUUUAUCUAAUAUUAUCUACAUAUGUUUAUAUAGUUUGGGAUUAUUUUCUGUUGCCUUUUUGAAUAGGAUAUAUUUGUCUUGAAGUUAGCCAUUCUUUACUGCAAACACUGGAUCUACUGCUUGUUUCCAAGAUUUAAAGCAGACAAUUUUAAAAAUAAGGUGUUUCUAAAAAAUUAAACCUUACACAAAUAAGUUAAACCUUAUACAAAUACGUUCGUUAUAUUUGUAUGCUUCAAUUUUUUCCCUAUUUCAUGGUGUGCUCUUUUUCAUUGUAAAACCAUUGAGUUGAUGUCAGUUUUUAUACUAGAAGUGUUUUUUCAAUUUUUAAUUUUUUGAUUAGACAACUUGGAUAUGCUUGUGAAAAGUUUACACUUAGAAACACUUAGAAGCUCAGGCCUUUCAACGCCUUUUUUUUAUUAAUUAAAAAAUAAAAAUUCUUUUUACAUGGCUAGAAUUAACAACAAAAGAUUUCUUUGGACUUUUGGUCAAAGAUUAUUGAUGUACGGUAUCAUGUUUGUUCUGCAAUUGUUCGGGAUGUGUUGAUCUUCACUCUUCCACAACAUUUUUUAUUUGACCAGUUUUUACAGUUUUCAUUUAGUUUUACAAAAUACUAAAAUAAUUAUUUUUAAUCAUGAAUAAAGUAAAAUAAUAUUUUUGCUCCGAAAUCUACAAUACUUUUAAAAAGGAAUACUGUCAAUAGAUCCAGUUUAUACAUAUUUGUACUGGAAUUUUAUUUAUUGUUUGUUUUUAACAAUGCCAUGAAAUGACUGUGUAUGAAAUCACUGUGUAUAUUAUCAAACAAGUUGGGUUUUAACUUUGUUGGAAACCAAAUUUUUUUUACAACGUUCUACAACUCUGUUGAGUGAUGGGACCAAUGGUUGAAGUGUUAAGUAAUGGGACCAAUGGUUGAAGUGAUUUGAACAUUUUGUAAACAAUGUUACUUGUUGCAUUUGUUGUUUUUAUGGAAACACUUCUACAAUUGGAUUUCUUCUUUAAUGAUAUAAAACUGAGUUUAUACACACCAUUUCUUUUACAACUUUAAUUUACAACAUUUUUGUUUGGUAAUUUUUUAUCUGCAUCUUUCAAAGAAGAAAAAAAAAUGAUAUUUUGAAGUAAAUAGGCCUAUAAGUUAUUAAUGUAGCAAGCGUUUAAUGUUUCAGCUCUAGCAGCCAUGGGUCUGUCAUUUAAGUUUUAAGUGGACAAAAAAAAACUCACCCAAAAUUUACAUGAAUAAAAAUUAAAAAGAAUAAAUCAAACUGCUGAUAGUGUAAAUAAAAAAUUGUGAGCUUGUAAAUAACAAAGUUAAAUGAAUAGGAAUAACCCACGCACUGUAUGUUAUGCAACAUUUCAAAGUUUCAACUCUCUGUCUGCUAUUACUUCUCACAAAGACACUGCCAUCUAAGUGCCUAUAUUGAUUCUAUUACAUCUUGUUGUUUUUGUUUUCCCACCAUUUUUUAUGUCUAUCUGCCAUUUAAAUAAUCUUAACAAAAUAUGUCACCAGGAGGGAUAUCCUUAAAAUUAAGAUUAUAAAACUGGAUAAAAGUACAAGCAUAUUUGGUUUUGACCUAAUGACAUUACUUGAUUUCUGGGUAUUUUGUUAGUGGUUAUAGUUUUGGAAUAAAGGAAGCUCUCAGUUCUGUACAACUUUUGUGUUGAUAGGCAUGAUGGCACAGCUGUGUGCCCCAGCUCACAUAUCAACCUUGAUAUGCAUGAUGGCACAGCUGUGUGCCCCAACUCACACAUCAAUCCUGAAAUGGCACAGUUGUGUGUCCUAGAGCACAUAUUGGUAACGCUGCUCAAAUUGUGUUAGUUUGUUCCAUCAGAUUAUUGGUGUACCAUUUUUAAGUACACUAACCACAUUUUAAAGUAUUUCCUGUUUAUAAUGUAUAUUUAGUCGAAUAAAUUGCAGUGAAUACAAUUUUGGAGACAUCAUUAUCUCAUUGUUAGUCAUAUUUUUAAAAAAUAUUUAUUAUCACUCAAUUUUAUAAUUUCUGAAUAAAAAAAUGAUUUUGCUCAUUAAAAAAUUGGAUUUGAUACCAUCAUCUUUAUUUGCAAUUUUUAUAGACUUUUUGAUAUUGUGUUUGGAUUAGCAACAUCUAUUUGCAUUAUUGUUAAUAGUUUAUUUUUUGUUAAGAAUUGUGAAAGUUAAGAUAAUAUGACAAAAGCAAGAAUUUAUUUAUUUGCAUAAAAUCAUAGCUUUAAUUUACUAAAUAUUCUUUUGUAAAUUUGGAAACAAAUAUCUUGUCAUAUUAAUUAUUUCAUGGUCUAUUAUUAUGAAAGUGAAUUUUUUUCAAAUGAUCAUAUAUAAAGUACUGUACCCAACAGGACAUGGGAAGGAAAUGGUAGAACUGGAUGUGUGAAAGGAAAAAAAACAGGACAGUUAAAUGAUUGCUUCAGCUAGUAUCAUGCAUUGUCAUCAGGAGACAUUGUUUCAGCUAUUAUCAUUCAUUGUCAUCAGGAGACAUUGUUUCAGCUAGUAUCAUUCAUUGUCAUCAGGGGACAAAACAGCAAGAAAGUAAAGAGAGAAUGAGAAAAACUGAAUUGAACCUAUCAGUAGUGAGAAUAAUAUGUUUAGCGAAAAGAAGUUGUCUAAAACCAAAAUGUAUGUGUUAAACAUUUGAUGGUCAUGUUUUUUCUUUAGAAGCUUUCACAUAUCCUAUUCUAAUGUUUCUGUCAAAUAAACAUUUUAAUUUCAGUACAUAUGACUCAAGCCACUUUUUGUUGCCUACUUAUUAAGAUCUCAUUUAAAUGUAUCUGAUAAUAUUAUUUUUACUGAUUUGUAUUCUGUGGCACAGUUACAAAUGUAUACCAAUAUCUAAACUCAAAAUAAUUGUUUUAAAAAUGAUUGAUGCAUGUCAUGUCAGUAUUUUCUGCAUACAUUUUUUAUAUUUUUUUUUAAAAUUAUCUCAUAAAUUCUCAGCCUGUCCAUGACUUUUCAACCAAAAGUGCUUCAAAAUUUUAAGAAUUUUCUAUACUCGAUUUUACUUCAUGAUUUGUUUCUACGAUUUUCCUGUAUACAAAACUAAAGCUUUGUUUAAUGUAAAAUAAUUGAUGCAAUCUAAUAUUUUUGAAAUGUUUUCUCUAAGUAAAGGUCAUUGACAUCAUGUAUCCCUCUCUUCUUUGACCUACCUAUUUAACUUAUAGACAAAAUCUGCUGGCUCAUUAUAUGUUAACUGUUAGUUUUGUAAGCAAAUAGUGAUAUUUAGCUUUUGCAUGCAUUCCCAAGAAAUUUGAAGUCUAUUUACAUUUUAUGAUGGUUAAAUUUCAUUUGCAAGCUAAAAAAUAUGUCUUUAUAUUACAAGGAUUUCUGGUCCUCUCUGAGAAUGUAUGUGAAAUGUUUAAGUCUCAGUUAAUAAUAUUAUUUAUCUACUAUAAUUAAUGAUGGAAAAUUUAAAAACCUGGGUGUUAAUUGUCUUUUAAGUUAGAAUUUUAUUGAGUCCCAUGAUACACAUUGCUUCUAGUGGUUACUAAUCAUAUUUGAUUUACUCGUAAUCUAGCACAAACAUAUUUAUUUCUUAUGGUAAGAAUGCUUCCAUGUACAUACGUGCCUCUAUCAUAUAGGCUUAACCAAUACAAAUUAUCAUGCACAGAAAUGUUUUUUGAAUGUGGAUAUUUUGUUUUGGUUACAUAUAAAAGUUAGUUUUUUUUUUAUAGCUGCAGGUAAUAUGAAACCACACUCUAAUCUGUUACUGUAGUUUUCUUUACUGCUGCAGGUAAUAUGACGCCAGACUCUAAUCUGUUACUGUAGUUUUCUUUAUUGCUCCAGGUAAUAUGACACCAGACUCUAAUCUGUUACUGUAGUUUUCUUUAUUGCUCCAGGUAAUAUGACACCAGACUCU